Messenger RNA from Cryphonectria parasitica EP155, 1272 nucleotides. RefSeq lists its product as uncharacterized. Bases 1 to 1272 code for a protein of 423 amino acids. The record is from RefSeq and is a predicted model, not a curated record. The transcript is spliced from 3 exons. NCBI's taxonomy places the organism in Eukaryota, Fungi, Ascomycota, Sordariomycetes, Diaporthales, Cryphonectriaceae.
AUGCCGUACAAUACCCGUCGCAAGUCGUUGUCCCUCCCCUCGCUGGGCAUCCACGUGCCUGUGAGCAACGCAGCAAGGGCAGCUGCGGCCGCCAUCGCAAACAGGCACUCCCCAAGUGCCUCCUCAGCAGCUUCCGACGCUCCCGCACAGGCCUCGUCCAGGAAGAUAAAACGCUCGCACGCAAGCUCCCACGCCGCUGCUACUGAGGGCGACCACUCCGCCGCACCCGCACCCAAGCGCCGCCAGACAGACGCGAACACCCCUCCGCCCUCGCCAAAACACCGGACAAGAGCUGUCUCCGAAGCCAUGCACGAUUCCGAUGAUGAGGCCGUCUGCGAGGCAGGCAUCGACCUGGCGACCAUCGACGAUGACAUCGUCAGGGCUGUCAUCGCCCAGCUACAGGCUACGCGCAACCGCCCUCACAUCGUCAGGGACCUUGCUGCUAUCUUGAUGAAGCAGGUCAAGAUUGUGCAACAGUCUGCCAACCCGUGCGCCAUCAUCUCCUCCCGGCUCUCCGGCUAUCUCAAGCGUUCUGGCUGGAGCGCAAAGAACCCUUGCCCGCUGGCCAAAGAGCUCGAGAACGUCCACCCGCGCAGGACAUACUUCUACCUCACAACAGUUCCCCACCAACCCCUCCCCGACCCCGUGCUGUCUGUAUCCAAGGCGCCGCGCGAGCUCCCAACCCCCAGCGCUUCCUCUGGCUCCGACCCUGACGACGACGAGAGGAGGCGCGAGCUCAGCCCAUCGCCCGAGGUCGAUUUGUCUGCGCCGGAGCUUGAUGACAUGGAUGAUGAUAUUCCCAUGCCCGGGACACCCAUCGGGUCCUAUUCGGGCCGGCACUCAGUGCUGACCCUUGCGGCACAAGUGCAGAGGGGGGCCGAGCCACCACUCGAAAAGGACGAGAAGGAAUUCACACAGACGGCCGACGGCCUCCAGAGGCGCAAGCUUAGCGGCGAGUUUCUCAACGGCCGGGCAGAGCUCGCUGCCGUCCCGACACUGGAUGCGGCGGACGAUCAUGCCAAGUACGAGACCCUCUUUGGCGAGAGGGCUGCCGCCCCAGCUGUUGCUGCGGCGCCGACUUCUCUCGCCCCCGCGACAACCGUUCUCGGCAGUCUCCUCGCUAGCCCAGCAAUCCGGCCCUUCUAUUCCGUUGACAUUAAGAAAGAAGACAAGUCGGACGGGGUCUGGCCCUCGCUCGACGGCUUCCUCGACAUCCGGAAUCCCGAGACAGUCAGUCUUGCUGAGCUCAAUGAGAUGCUGUGCGACUACUAG